UCACUGUAACAGUAUUGGAGAUUAUCAAUCCUUCUUUCUUACAUCACUGCCGUUGCCUUCUCUAGAUUCCUCAGAAAUGGCUGAAAUCAAGCCCGAAGCGAGUAACGAGCAACGUCUGAUCAUAGCGCAACCCGAUAUUUCGGACGUACAGCUUAGCAAAACAAGGCGAGUCGCCUCGCUCGACAUCUUCAGAGGCCUCACCGUCGCGCUGAUGAUUUUGGUUGAUGAUGCUGGAGGAGAAUGGCCUAGUAUUGGACAUGCUCCAUGGAACGGUUGCCAUCUUGCUGAUUUUGUGAUGCCUUUCUUUCUCUUCAUUGUGGGCAUGGCCAUUGCCCUUGCUCUAAAGAGAAUACCAAGGCGGGUCGAUGCUAUCAGAAAGGUGAUUCUUAGAACUUUCAAGCUUCUUUUUUGGGGUCUUGUAUUACAGGGAGGUUACUCACAUGCUCCUGACAACCUAACAUAUGGUGUUGACAUGAGAAAAAUAAGGUGGUGUGGCAUUCUCCAGAGAAUAGCCCUUUCAUAUUUGGUUGUGGCUUUAGUGGAAAUCUUUACUAAGGAUGCACAGGCAAAAGAAGUCUCACCCAGCCAGUUCUCUAUAUUCAAGUUAUAUUUUUGGCACUGGUUGGUCGGAGCAGGCGUACUUGUUAUUUACCUAGUUACUCUUUACAUGACAUAUGUCCCUGAUUGGCAAUUCACUGUCCACAACAAGGAUAGUCCUGAUGAUGGGAAAGUUUUCAAUGUGGUCUGUGGUGUUAGAGGAAAACUAGAUCCUCCUUGCAAUGCAGUGGGAUAUAUUGACAGAGAAGUCCUAGGAAUUAAUCACAUGUAUCAUCAUCCUGCUUGGAGGAGGUCUAAGGCUUGCACUGUGAAUUCCCCAUACGAGGGACCUCUGCUGAAGAAUGCACCAUCAUGGUGCCAAGCGCCUUUUGAACCUGAAGGAAUCCUGAGCUCAAUAUCUGCUAUUCUCUCCACAAUCAUUGGGGUGCAUUUUGGACACGUUCUAAUACAUUUAAAGAGUCACUCAAUGAGACUGAAGCAUUGGGUUCCGAUGGGAUUUGCUCUCCUCAUUUUAGGCUUAACUCUUCAUUUCUCCCAUGCGAUGCUAUUGAAUAAGCAGUUAUACACUUUCAGCUAUGUUUGUGUCACAUCUGGAGCAGCAGCUUUACUUUUAUCAGCCAUCUAUAUCCUGGUUGACGUUUGGGGAUUGAACUAUGUGUUUCUCCCAUUUGAAUGGAUAGGCAUGAAUGCUAUGCUUGUUUAUGUCAUGGCAGCGGAAGGCAUCUUCGCAGGCUUUAUUAAUGGAUGGUAUUAUGACAAUCCCCAUAAUACACUGAUAUUUUGGAUUCAAAAGCACAUUUUCAUUGGAGUUUGGCAUUCUCGAAGGGUCGGCAUUUUACUCUACGUCAUAUUUGCAGAGAUCCUCUUCUGGGGCAUUGUUGCAGGCAUUUUGCAUCGCCAACGCAUUUACUGGAAACUCUAAAGUACUUACUUUGUAUUCUACACGUGAAUAAUACAAGUCUGCUAGGAUUUACUAAUAGCAAAAGUAGACUUCACUGCUAGCGAAAGCUUUUGCUAUAAGAAAUGUAUGGAAUUGGUUUUGGGCAGCAAGUGAUAUCUGUAUAUUUGUGUUGUACGUUUCUUUUCUUCUUGUCCUGCUUCUCUUCAGGCAUUGAUAUCUUAUUGUACAUUGCAUUCAAUGUUUA
Messenger RNA from Tripterygium wilfordii, 1703 nucleotides. RefSeq names its product heparan-alpha-glucosaminide N-acetyltransferase. The record is from RefSeq and is a predicted model, not a curated record. The transcript has 13 exons. The coding region runs from base 77 to 1480 and encodes 467 amino acids. Lineage: Eukaryota; Viridiplantae; Streptophyta; Magnoliopsida; Celastrales; Celastraceae.